This is a messenger RNA of Mercenaria mercenaria, 3885 nucleotides long. RefSeq names its product protein unc-80 homolog. The transcript has 28 exons. Gene Ontology annotation, biological process: monoatomic cation homeostasis. The record is from RefSeq and is a predicted model, not a curated record. Gene Ontology annotation, cellular component: cation channel complex; axon. The coding region runs from base 1 to 3885 and encodes 1294 amino acids. Lineage: Eukaryota; Metazoa; Mollusca; Bivalvia; Venerida; Veneridae. Gene Ontology annotation, molecular function: monoatomic cation channel activity.
AUGACUGGAGUGGAUUUUGACAGACCUUGGUCCUACGAGGAGCUUGGUCGGACAACCUCAGUUACAUCAGAAAGUGGGGAUGAGAGAGAUCCACAGAAAGCCUCAACUCUCAGCAGUAUUGCAACAGAACUGAAGGAUCAUGGGAAAUCUAGAAAAUCUAUAUUCAGAAAGAAACUGAAAAAGCAACUGUUACAGCAGCAACAGUAUGCAGCCAGUGAUUCUGAAAUUAUUGAUGACCUUGUAUUCAAAGGUAGUCCCAGGGCCAGUCUGUCUGCCACGGAGGAUGAAACACCCUCGGGAACUGUCACACCACGCAGGAAGUUCAGCAAAUUUCAUAUUGGUUGGAGGAAACCCAAGUCAGACCACGAAGAAGACAGUCCUAGUGACCAGAGCCCUUUAGACAUGAGUAAAAGUGACAGCAGUUUCCAGCGGCAUGCUCGGCGUGGUAAGAUGUCAUUUAAAACAGCCAGCCAGGCCACACUGACAUUUCUCAGUGCCAGGAGAAGGAUCGAGGGUGGACUCAAAAGUCUCGGAAAGAAAGCGCACAAAGCUGACCAAAGUAAAGAUAUAAAACAGAGCCAUACUGAUCUUACUGAGGAUGCAGAUGAUGUUGGUCUUGUGAUGAGAGAGAAGAGAUUGGUAGAUAAGUUCAUCAUUAAAUCUGGAAUGCUACGCUUCAGUUUUCUGCUGGAAUGUUGUCAUCCUGGCACUGUGCCAGAUCCGCAGCUGGUAGCUGCUAUGAUACAACUCGAUGCUCCUGUGUCUGCUAGAGCUACACUGUUGUUGGAAUGUGCCCACUUUGUUCACCGCUGUAACCAUGGUGACUGGCCUAACUGGAUGCGUCUCAACUUACCAAGUUUUCGGCAUUCUUCAUCUGCCCUUCAUUCACGAGGCCAACCAUCUGGUUACAGGAGGACACUGAAUCUACAGAAAGCUGCUGGGAGACUCUUCUAUGGUUGGGCUGAGAACUUGGGAUACCAGUUGGAAUAUAUGAUGGCAAAGGAACAGCAGUCACAGCUCAGUCAUGUUGAGGUGAUCUAUGAUGAGAAAAAGAGAAGACAACUCCGUAUAGAAGAUGAUUUUGAAGACUUUCUGGAUGAAAAUACAGUGAAUCCCAAUGGUAACAACUGUCCCUAUGCUUUGAAGAUGUUAGCUUGUCUAGUGCUGGAAGAGAUCACCACAUUCUUGCGAGAGACAUUCCAGUAUCUGCCACGCAAGAAGCACAAGCUUGAGCCAGGCUGGGACAAACAUUUGACCUCUCGUAGAUACAGCAGUAUUAUAUCCAGUCCAGGCCACUCCGAUAAAAGUUCCGAGUCUAAUGUUGGAGAACCUCCACAAAGUUCACCAGGUGGAGCAAUGGGUAGUCCCGGUGAUAGGAAGAUAAGUUUUGCUGUACAGAUGGAGAGGUCAGAUUCUCUGAACAGCAGUCAGACCUCACUGUCUAUAGAUCCAAUGGCUUCUCCACAUACACCAGUGGAGGAGAGGAAAGGACGUAGACUUGCCCAAGGUCGCCAAAAGCUGUUGAAGCACUUACGUCGUGGGUCGACACACAAUACCAGUUUCAGUAACAAAAACAGAAGCUUCCGACUUAGGAGACAGGAAGGAGGGAGUAUUAAAUUGUAUGGUAGUAUAAAAUCACGUAAAGUAAGCAGUCAGUCAAUACACUCUGACAGUAAGUUUAUGGAUGGGGAGCCAAGUUCGGAGGAUAUAGAGUCGAUGACAAUCUUCACUGAGGAGGCCCAGGAGGUGGCCACUGAGGACCAGCAAGAGAUAGAGGAUGAACGCAUGUAUCAAAAUAUGCCAUGGGUCAAGGUUGUGAUUCAGCUAUCAAACAUGUCCAACUUUAUCUGUCCCCACCAAGGAUACUGUCAUCCAGACUGCUAUGAGAGGCAGAGGAGAAGUUGUUCCCGGCUUGUUACUGCUGUGAAGAAAAUCUACGAGGCUACAGAAGAGGAACCAGUGAAGGAAUCAGAGAAAAGACUGGAUCAGAGAAGAGAUGUGCUAAAGGAAAAAUACAAAAGAAGGGAAUCUAUUUUUCAGCAAGCAUCUCCUAUCAAGAGAAGGGAGAGCACUCCUCUGUUGGAGAAGAUAAAAACAGAUGUGUCAAUUGUAAAACAGAAACUGACAAACUGGAAGAAACCAGAGAAACCCAAAGAGAAGAAAGAAGACUCGCCCAUGGUCAAAUACAUUAUAUCACAGGCCCAGAAACUCACCCAGUGUCCAUUGAGUAUUCUGACAAAGGCUGCCCCUGUGUUGGCUGAGGAUAAUUUCUCGGAUAUCAUGCCUGUUGCCUGGGAACUGAUGAUGGAGACAGACCAGGAAGUGUCAGCAGCUGCAGCGACAAUGUUUCUGAUAGCAUCAGUAAAGGCAUCAGAGAAAGCACAGACCAUGGUGUUUAAAGAACUCCAACAUGAAGAUCCGGUAGUAAGAACUAAUGCAGUGCUGAGAUUUGGUAUCCUGUGGAAGUUCAGGCAUCAGGUAUGGCCCAGAAUGGAAGAGGGAGCACAGCUUCAUUUCAAGGUUCUUCCUCCUGGCAUAGAUUUUACCCUGCCAUCACCUACCAUAGGACUGCCCGUUCAGCAGCCAGUAGACCCACCAUGGAUACCCCACUUCAAGGCAAAGAUUGAGGAAGUCACAGUUAAUCAAGACCAGACUAAAUCUGUGGUUACUGCCACAACCACAAGGCGUAAACAGCAACAGGAAAUGAUCAGAAGAGCUCUUCAGCGUGAGGAGGAGAGAAAGAGGAUUGGACGAGAGACCUUUCCCAUGACAACAGUGUCUGUCACACAGCUUGCGUCAGAACCGUCGUUGCAACAUGCUGGCGAGGAUCAUGAGGAAGGUGACGAGGAGCGCCAGGAACAUGGACAUCAUGUGCAGUUAGCUCAGACUUUCUUCCCAUCAUCCAUCUGUGCUAUUGUAUUACCCAUAAUACAUCUGCUCGAGGAUGGAGAGGUUAGCGACGAUGGUGUAGCAGUAUGUGAAGUAGCAGAGAAGAUUAUCUGGAACUGUCUAGUAGAAGAUCCAGUGCUGUUUAUGAGACAUUUCUUGGAGAAACUCACACACAAAGAUAAACAUGAAGAGUUACUGUUCCUGUUGCGAAAACUUGUCAUGUACUACAGAGAGUUACCUUCCCAAAUGGCUCAUUCCCUGUUCAACUAUCUGAUUGGGUACGUGAUGUUUUAUGUUAGAACACCGCAGACAUACGGACAGGAAGCCAUAGCUGGUGCCCUUGCAUUACUUUGGCAGAUAGUGCCUAGUGUUGAGGGAAUUUACUUCAAAGAUCUGAAACAGACUCUGAAAAAGGAACAGUGUGAUCCAAACAUUAUGAUAUCUGCCAAUGUUCCCAGUGCCAAGAAGAUUAUUGUACAUGGACCAGAUCUGACAAGUAUACCAUCACAGUUCCCUGUUCAUGAGGACACCCAGUUCAAUGUGAUCCACCAAGACAGUUUGGAUUUCUUCAACAUACCUGAGGAUGAACAGAAUUCUUACUUCCUGGUUGAUACCAAAUCAAACCAAAUCCACAACAUGAACUCGUAUGUGAGAGACUUCUACUUCUUCCGACGUAACUUUUACCCUCAGUUGAGUCUCGUACACAUGGAUCCUGAAGAGGCACAGGAAAACCUACAGAAACAAGCAUUCUUACUGAAGUUUGGAGAGAUAGGGAAAGUUCUGUUUACAGUGUCUGUGCUGCAGAGUACAAGUUCUCAUCAGCUACAGAAUCACAUCAGUUUCCUACAUGAAGAAUUGGUAAAGCUGCCCUCAUUCCCGAGGAAAGCUCUAGAUGCUGAGUUUAGUUUGUAUGAUGGUAGCCUUGGAAAGGCAUUGAAAUUUGUAUUCCUUUCAGGCGUAGCGACCCUGCCCAGCCCAGCUUUAGGAAAGCUUUAA